Molecule: messenger RNA, 3685 nt
Organism: Schistocerca cancellata (South American locust)
Lineage: Eukaryota; Metazoa; Arthropoda; Insecta; Orthoptera; Acrididae
Product: speckle-type POZ protein B-like
Exons: 2
Coding region: 273-1331 (352 amino acids)
Biological process (GO): regulation of proteolysis; proteasome-mediated ubiquitin-dependent protein catabolic process
Cellular component (GO): cytoplasm
Molecular function (GO): ubiquitin protein ligase binding
Source: RefSeq, a predicted model, not a curated record
GGUACGCAGCUCGUUGACUGUACGGAUGUUGGAUGUGGCAUUCAUUGCUCGUGUUACGGACAGAUUUGUGAUAAUACAGUGUGUGAAAAGUGAAGUGACGUUCUUAGUAAAUCGUCUACGAAUCGUGUACACAUCGCCGUCAGCAACCUAGUUAUUAAUACGGAGCUAGCUGUCUGUAUAUAACAGGCAUCCGGUGGGAGACAGACACAGGGGGAGCCUAGAGCGCUCCUUUUAUACGGCUUCAAAGGCUGAGUCGAUUCGAAGAAAGGGAGAUGAGUACGGACUUGUCUCCUUUGUCUGCCGACAACAUCCCACCGUCUCCGACGCUGGCCGCAGGCGAGGACACAGUCUGCGACUUGGGCAGCGUGAGGUUCGGAACCGACAAAGUCGUCUGCAGCUGGACCAUCUUGGACUACAACAAUUGGCCUCAAGGGGUGGACGAAGUGAAGUCACCCAAGUUCUGGCACUGCAGUUCCAGCGAGUGGUGUAUGGUGCUGUCGAAAGAGAGAGGCGCCUGGUACCUCUGCUUCCAGCUGCUGUCUUCUCAGAAAGACGCUACCGUGCGAGCGAGGCUAAAAGCGUCGCUAGUUUCGAGCAGGGGUAAAAAGUACGAGGUUUACCCGUCGGAAUUCGUCUGUCUCGAUGCCCCGAAGAAGACGGUGUGGAGGUGCGUGAGUGGUUGCUUCGAAGCGGAGAACGGCUUCAAUAACGUGCUGAAGUUCCUGGGAGAGGUGAGCACGCCGUGCGUGAUAACAGAGCCGUACCGCAGCGUUGCCCUGCAGAGGCCUCGGCGCAGCGUCACAGACGACCUGGCAGCGCUGCUGGAGUCGGGCCAGCUGUCUGACGUGAAGCUGUGGGCGGGUGACGCCGAGUUCCAAGCGCACAGGGCCGUGCUGUGCGCGCGCAGCCCCGUCUUCUCCGCCAUGCUGCGGCAUGACACCCAGGAGGCCCGCACGGGCAGCGUCCACGUCAAGGAUGUCGAGGCGGACGUCCUGAGUGAGGUCCUGCGGUUCAUCUACACCGACAGCACCCCUCUCCUGGAGAAGAUGGCUGACAGGCUGCUGGUGGCGGCUGAUAAAUACGAUUUGCCCCAACUGAAGGAACUCUGCGAGGUGGAGUUGGCCAAGAACCUCACCGUGGACAACGCUGCCGCUACCGCUGUCAUCGCCUUGAGCCACUCUUGCGACGUCCUCAAGCGGUCGGUCAUCAGCUUCGUGAAGCGCCAUCUCGUACCCAUCAUGGGCAGCGAAGGCUGGGCGACAGCUGUUAGCAAUCACGCCGAAAUCGUCGUCGAGAUGAGCCGUUUGGUAGCAGAAGAGCCUGUUGGUUAAUGGCUGUUACACUUCAAUUCGCCAUUACAGAUUACUCUAUUUCUUGAAAAUCGUGCGGUUGAUCCUUCAGUCGUUUCCAGCGUGCAACGUCUUGCCUCUAAACAGUGUUGCUAGCUCAUUUAACCAUAGAUCUAAAUUUGAUCCCAACUAACAGGAAGCUACAUAUGUAUGUACGCAAGUAUCAGAUUGUCAUUGAAGUCAUCUAACUAUAGUAAAUGCUCCGUGCUCUUUUUUGUUACUGAUAGCUGCAAAAAGCAGACAUUUCAAGGAGGUCUUCUUUGGGCUUUUGAGUAGCCGCCUGCAGGUAAGCGCUAGGUACAGCAAAACAUCUAACGUUGUGGGAUUUAAAACAAAAGAACAUGGUCCUUGUAAGACAUCUAUAAUAUUGUACCCAUAAAAACUACUUAUUUUUAAGUAGCACAUUGUCUAUUCAGAACUGUAAACUGUGCGUGAGAUUAGCGAUAAGCUCGAGCAUUGUGUAGUUGAGAAAGAAGUUUCGAUUACAGUUCUUCUGAAAUAAACAUGCAGUUUUGUAGUGAGGGUUCUGCAUCGUAACUGAGUCGAGCAGUUCCUGGCCAGCUUAGUUAGAUAGUUACAUACGACAGAUUAACGAGUUCAUUGCCACCGUCUGGGUAAACAUUAAUACUGAACGACAGCUCCUCUUCCACCGAUUUGGAGCGGCUUCAGUUUGUUUAUUGUCACUUUAAGCUUCAGGGGCAGCACUUUGGAAGCGAGUUCUCGACGAGAAUUUUUUUUUUUUUUGCCAUUUUUAUGGAGCAAAGAUUUUUCCAGUUAUAUUGUAAUCUGCUUAUUUUUACUUUUUACUUUAUUCAUCAGCCAAUAGAUUCCCAAAAACACUUGUAGCUCUUGUAUAUUUCGUUUCUACUGACAACAAAGUGAAUUUUCCUUUGUUUACAUGCCAUUCAAAGUAGUCUGAUGUACAAUAAGUUCAUCUUUAUUUUGCAACAGAAUACAGUGUGUUGCUAAUGUGGCAUUGCUGGUUUAACCCCAAACUGAAAGAAACAUAAGCACUUAUGGUCUGACCAAAUUUGAGACCAGCCACAUAGAAUUUGGCCUUUUGAGUAGUUCACUCCUUGUGCUUUUCACUAUGCGCCUGUGGGUCAGCGCUAGGUGUGACAGAAUCACUCCACGCUGUAGAAUUUAAACAAAAUGGUCGUCGCAAGACGUAUCUAACAUUAUACACUUCAGAACAAGUUUUAUUUAAGUAAAGCAGUGCCUGUUCACUUUUGUAGGAGGUGCUUGAGAUUGACGAUAUUUUGGGCAUUUAAUGCAGAAAAAGAGCUUUUGACGAAAGUAUGCAGUAAUACUAUCUAGUGAGGGUUUUCUAACUCAGCGUGACCAAAAGCAGAUUCUGGCCUGCAAAUUUUGGCGAAACAACCUUCGCACACAGUCAUUAACGUAUGAAAUUGGAAUAUAUAACAAACAAUGGAAAAUCCAGGAUGGAAUGUAACAAUUGUUGAAUAUAUAACAAAAUUCAUUAUGAAUUGAUUGAGUUAUUAGUGGAAACAUUACUCACCUUCAGAGCAGUACCCUUCAAAGCGUCGUCUCUGAAUAUCCACCCAAAAACACUAGCAGUUCCUGCAUAGUUUGUUUCUAGCGCUACUUUCCUUUAUUACACAGUGUUGUAGGCAACCCAGCCUUAAGUAACACUUCGUGUUGCAACAGUAGACCGAUGUUAAUCUGGGGUUGGUUGCCAGUAAGAGGAAAGAAGGCGUUUUCUUCUUUCCAGUAAAUGCCAGCUGAAUAAUUUCUAUAAGAUCCCUUAUUAAUUUAUAUCCUCAUUGUUUUGCAUUCUUUUGAAGUUGCCCCUUACAUCUACUUACAUGCAAAGCUGCGUCAUCUCUAGCAUACAGGAUCCCCACUUUCAUUGAUCUUGAAAUCAGACAUUUAGAUUCGCAGUUAUAAUUUAAUAUUUUAAUUAGGUAGUUGGUUACAUAGAUUAUUAAAUAACCAGUGUUAAUGAUGGUUGGUUGAGGGCUGAAUUACUUCAAGAACUACAGCAAGUAGCCUCUUAUUUAUAUUUAGUUUUAUGCAAAGAUAGGUUUCAGAUUUUUAGCCAUCUUUAAGUUGCGUAAUACAUUUAGAUCUUCAUCAUCCACAUGCCGAAUGCUGUGUUGUGUCAUUGCAUCAGUGGAGCCACUUCUUACACAACAAAAGAAAAUGCAUCUGCCUAGUAAGUAAACACAAAUAGACAAUUAGUAAAGCCUGGAAUCUGAACAAAAUGCUGUUUUGCACAAGGCAGCCUGCAGAAUUCAAAAUGUAGCCAAGAAAAACUUCAUAGUGGUGAAAUCCUAAAUGUAUUAUGUAAUUUGCAGAUGAAUAAAAGUCCGAAA